AUGACGUCCGAAAAGGACGUGGAGACGCCGGCCGGCGCCCACGGCCUCCGAGGAUCCUCCUCGGAGCAGGGCACGCUGACGGAACGGGAGCGUCAACAAAACCUCACCACUUCAGAUGAUUUGGAAAAGGGUGAAAAGACUGAGGUGGAGGAGAGAAAGAGCUUCGAAGAUCUCGAAGACACGCCGGACAGCGAACCGUACCAGGAGGACAUCGUCAUCGAGCGAAUACACACAGGACGCUCACACGCCAGCGCACGAAGUCGCCUCUCUCGCAUAGCAAGUCUAGCCUCCUCGCGCCGAAAAAAAGAAAAGGAUCAUCCCCCUCCCACGAUUCACCCUGUUUCCGACCUCGAUAAUGGCGUCGUGGGCUGGGACUCUCAAGACGACCCGGACAUGCCCAUGAACUUCCCCCGCCGCCGCAAGUGGAUCAUCAUCUGGUUCCUCGCCGGCAUCACCUUCAUGACCCCCUUCGCCUCCUCGAUCCUCGCCCCGGCUAUCGAGUACCUCAACGAGGACUACGGCAACGCCGACCUGACGCUGGGAACCCUACCCGUGAGCAUCUAUCUCUUAGGCUACGCCGUCGGGCCCCUCAUCCUGGCGCCGCUCUCCGAGAUGUACGGCCGCCGCCCCAUCCUCACCGCCGCAAACUUCUUCUUCUGCACCUGGCUCAUAGGCUGCGCCCUCGCGCCCUCGCUCGACUCCCUCAUUGUCUUCCGCUUCCUGACGGGAAUGGGCGGCUCUGGCUGCCUCGCCAUCGGCGGCGGCGUCAUCGCAGAUAUGGUCCCAGUCGCCGAGCGUGGCACGGCCAUCUCCAUAUGGAUGGUCGGGCCCCUGAUUGGGCCAACGGUCGCCCCCAUCGUCGGCGCCUUCGUCGCCCAGGACGUCGGUUGGCGCUGGUGCUCGUGGAUCGCCUUCAUCGCCGCCACGCCCAUGGCCCUCGUCAUCGCCGUCUUCAACCAGGAGACCAACCCCCGCGUGCUCAUCGACCGCAAAGUCGCCCGCCUGCGCAAGGAACUCAACCGGCCCGAGCUCCGCAGCGCCUACGACGACAACACCUCGCCCGGAACGGCGCCCAAAUCCACCUCCCAGGUCCUCCUCCGCGGUCUCAUCCGCCCCAUCAAGAUGCUCUUCCUCUCGCCCAUCCUCUUCAGCGUUAGCCUCUACUGCGCCUUCGCUUACGGCGUCCUCUACCUCCUCUUCAGCACCAUUCCCCUCGUCUUCACCUCCACCUACGGCUUCUCCGUUGGCAGCACGGGUCUCGUCUACAUUCCCCUCGGGCUAGGCUACCUCAUUGGCAUGGCCAGCUUCACCCUCCUCUCAGACCGCACCGUCGUCCGCAUGACAAAAGCCAACAAGGGCGUCUAUGAGCCCGAGAUGCGCCUCCCGGACUGCAUCUACUUCGCCGCCCUCCUCCCCGUCACGUUCUUCUGGUACGGUUGGACGGCUCAGUUCCACACUCACUGGGCCGCGCCCGUCGUCGGCUUCCUACCUUUUGGAAUUUCCAUCAUCGGCAUCUGGCAGCCCAUCCAGGCUUAUGUCAUUGACGCGUACCCCGCGUACGCCGCUUCCGGGAUGGCGGCCUUCACCGUCUUUCGCAGCGUCGUCGCGGCGUUUUUGCCAAUGGCGGGGCCGUCCAUGUACGAUGCCCUCGGCUUCGGGUGGGGAAACAGUCUGCUGGGCUUCAUUGCCAUUGCGCUCAUCCCCGUGCCGGCGCUGAUUUAUCGGUAUGGAGGGCGGUUGCGCAAGUGGCAAAACUUGGAACUUUAA
Messenger RNA from Colletotrichum orchidophilum, 1767 nucleotides. RefSeq names its product major facilitator superfamily transporter. Gene Ontology annotation, molecular function: transmembrane transporter activity. The record is from RefSeq and is a predicted model, not a curated record. Lineage: Eukaryota; Fungi; Ascomycota; Sordariomycetes; Glomerellales; Glomerellaceae. Gene Ontology annotation, biological process: transmembrane transport. The transcript is spliced from 2 exons. Bases 1 to 1767 code for a protein of 588 amino acids. Gene Ontology annotation, cellular component: membrane.